CCACAUCCUCUCCUCACUUCUCGAUCCCCGCUGGGCGAUGUCCAUUCACAUUCGUGAUUCGUGAUUCAUGAUUGAGACAUGCGCGAUUCUGAAGUGUGAUUUGAUCACAUCGCUCUCUUCGCUCAUCGCAGAUUUCACGCAUCACUACAACAUCGCAGAGACGCUGAGCCAGAGCGAAUUCUCAUCAGCCAGUGGUCGUGACACGGAACACAAACAACGGUCAUCGCUCUGCCACUACUUGUCCGCACCAAUCACUGCGCAUACACCCAAGCAGAAGAUCGCCAUCGAUACUGUGUCUCGUCAAGCAUCGCAUCUUCACUCGCGAAUUCUCAGACUGCAUCUGCAUCAGGCGAACUGAAAGGGAAUGGCAGAUCGAGGUGGAUCGCGUGUGGGAGGCCGAGGUGGCGGUAGCAGAGGCGGUCGGGCGGGAGGCGGCGCUGGAAGAGGCGGUGGACGAGGUGGUGCAUCAGGAUCGGGCGCUGCGGGUGCCUCCGCAGUCUCUGGACCUGAAAGACCGAAGAGAGAGGCUAUCCUGGACUUGGCGAAAUACGUCGAUAAGAGGAUCCGGGUAAAAUUCACGGGAGGUCGUACUGUCAUUGGCGUGUUGAAGGGAUACGAUCAGCUUUUGAAUUUGGUGAUGGACGAAGUGGAGGAGUACAUCAUUGACCCCGAGAGCGGGGAAGCGACGGAACAAACUCGAGCGCUGGGCUUAGCGGUGCUGAGAGGUACAGCUUUGAUAGUCAUCAACCCUGCAGAUGGCUUCGAACAGAUCUCCAACCCUUUCGCGGCGCCAGAGUAGGCGUGCACCAGAAGCAGACACACCGCAAGGCCAGCAGCGCCUUCUUUGAUUCCCAGAACAAGGCAAAGCAUGGUGUGAUCCGUGGGCUAGACAUGGCAACAUAAUCUACGACGCAGCAUGUAAUUACGCAAGUACAAGUGCGUGAAGCGCGACGAUUGCAUUGAAGCGUGCAGACGCGCCAAGUCGACUAGUGCAAUUCCCCUCGAGCCUGUGCCUUGGCUACUUUGCCGAGCAGCUUGACCUGUCCCGCAACAUUCCGGAGAGUAUCGCGCACGAGGCCAUUGCCCUCGACAAAGCCGUAUUCGGUGUAGCGAAGUCCAUGCUUUUCGCAAAAGGGGCGUACGAACCGGUCGCGCACCUCUCUGAGGUUGUGCCUAGGGAUGCGGGGAAAGAGGUGAUGAGAGACUUGCAUGUGCAAACCUCCGUGCAGGAAGUCGAGCUGCGGG
Ceraceosorus guamensis is the source of this 1245-nucleotide messenger RNA. Its product is annotated as U6 snRNA-associated Sm-like protein LSm7. Gene Ontology annotation, cellular component: U6 snRNP; U12-type spliceosomal complex; U2-type prespliceosome. The transcript is spliced from 5 exons. NCBI's taxonomy places the organism in Eukaryota, Fungi, Basidiomycota, Exobasidiomycetes, Ceraceosorales, Ceraceosoraceae. The coding region runs from base 365 to 799 and encodes 144 amino acids. The record is from RefSeq and is a predicted model, not a curated record. Gene Ontology annotation, molecular function: RNA binding. Gene Ontology annotation, biological process: mRNA splicing, via spliceosome; nuclear-transcribed mRNA catabolic process.